This is a messenger RNA of Saccharomyces cerevisiae S288C, 639 nucleotides long. It is a transcript of the gene MDY2, whose product is annotated as Mdy2p. Lineage: Eukaryota; Fungi; Ascomycota; Saccharomycetes; Saccharomycetales; Saccharomycetaceae. The transcript has a single exon. Gene Ontology annotation, biological process: post-translational protein targeting to endoplasmic reticulum membrane. Gene Ontology annotation, cellular component: nucleus; cytosol. The record is from RefSeq and is marked reviewed. Bases 1 to 639 code for a protein of 212 amino acids.
AUGAGCACAUCCGCCAGCGGUCCAGAACACGAGUUCGUUAGUAAAUUCUUGACCUUAGCCACUUUAACUGAACCGAAGCUACCAAAAAGCUAUACUAAACCUCUGAAGGAUGUUACCAAUUUGGGUGUCCCGUUGCCUACUUUGAAGUAUAAAUAUAAGCAGAAUCGUGCCAAGAAGUUAAAACUGCACCAAGAUCAGCAAGGUCAAGACAACGCCGCCGUCCACUUAACCUUAAAGAAAAUUCAAGCUCCCAAGUUCUCCAUCGAGCAUGAUUUCAGCCCAUCAGAUACUAUCUUACAAAUAAAACAGCACUUGAUCAGCGAGGAAAAGGCCUCCCACAUAAGCGAGAUAAAACUGCUUUUGAAGGGCAAAGUCCUCCACGAUAACCUGUUCUUAUCGGAUUUGAAGGUCACGCCUGCCAAUUCCACAAUCACAGUCAUGAUUAAGCCGAAUCCGACUAUAUCUAAGGAACCCGAAGCCGAGAAAUCCACUAACUCCCCUGCUCCUGCUCCUCCACAGGAACUCACUGUGCCCUGGGAUGAUAUCGAGGCUCUUCUGAAGAACAAUUUCGAGAACGAUCAGGCUGCGGUUAGGCAAGUCAUGGAGCGUCUACAAAAAGGCUGGUCUCUGGCCAAAUAA